Aspergillus sclerotioniger CBS 115572 is the source of this 1871-nucleotide messenger RNA. RefSeq lists its product as uncharacterized. The transcript is spliced from 4 exons. The record is from RefSeq and is a predicted model, not a curated record. The coding region runs from base 1 to 1824 and encodes 607 amino acids. Lineage: Eukaryota; Fungi; Ascomycota; Eurotiomycetes; Eurotiales; Aspergillaceae.
AUGUUUCCUUCCAUUGUUAUCCUCUUCCUAGCAUCGAACGUCCACGCAUUCAACACCAUCCACACCAACUGCACGCUUCCACCCCCGGGCACCAAUUUCGCCACAGCCCCUAACACCCGCGGCACAUUGCAAAUCCUCUGGUCUUCCCUUUUUACCAUCAUCGCCUGCACCUGGACGGUUCUUCAUCUCAAUGUCCCAAAAUAUGCGCGAGAACCGGAAAAGAAACACUUCAAGAAGUGGCUGAACUGGGCGUUGGAGAACUAUCGGCAUCCAAUCAAAUGGUUCCUUCUUACUGUCAUUGCCCCGGAAAUUUCUUUCACCAAGUACUGGGAUGAUCAGUUCCGGGGACGUUGCCUGUUUUAUCAUUAUGAAGAUGAAUUCAAGGAGAUUGGGUGGACGAAGACUCACCUUUUAUUUGCUAAUAUGGGAGGGUUUGCGCUGCGCCUGCAUCCCCCCACUGUUGAGGCAGGUGGUUCGGAUGCGAAUAGAGGCUCGGAGGUUCCAAGCGACAGCCAACUUGUGGAUGACUUGACGACAGUCAUGCCUGCAGAGAAUGACAUCGCCCCUCAGGAACGCUCAGGCAGAUGGAAACGAUUCACCUCGAUGCUCUGCUGUGCGAAAAGGAAACCAGAAAAAGAACAGGCCAUCGCCAAUGACCAGGCUGUCAUCGAGGAUCCUACAAAAAAGUUCGAAAACGCCUUCUUUCUCACAGGAAUCGAGGUUGUGAAACUUCUUCUCAGUACGAAGGAUAUUAAAAGUCAGUCUGUACCAGAACUACGCAAUAUAUCAGUGCAGGAGAUCAACGACCGGUCCAAAACGGACAUUCUCAUGCGAUAUCUCGCCGUGGGUCAGAUUGUCUGGGUGGUUGUCCAAAUCCUUUCGCGAUGGGUAUAUGGACUGGCUGUAAGUCAAUUGGAGGUCACCGUGGUCGCCUUCGCGUUCUGUGCAGUGGGGAUGUAUAUCGUGAACAGAGGGAAGCCUACAGGAGUCACUCUUCCAAUUCUCUUUGAGUACCCGGGGGCCAGAGAGGACCUGGAGGAAGAGCUCAAGAACACAGAUUUGCCAACACCAAGAAAAGGACACAAGAAGUGGCCAUUUGUCAAAUGCAGGCAUUGUAUUACGGGCAAAACCAGCACAAGCAGCAAGAGGGGCACCGCCAAUAACAACACUGGCCCCAACACCGACACCACCAGGAGACGGGAGGAUGAAGACGAUACCCGAGAUGACUUCACCGACAUGUCCAUGUUCAUCGGCAGCAUGGUCUUUGGAGGCAUUCAUCUGGCAGCCUGGGACUUUCAAUUCCCAACCCCGGUGGAGAAAUAUCUCUGGUGGGCGGCGGCUUUGUGGUGUACCGUUUGUGUACUGGCGUGGACAUUGAUUUAUUGUGUACUGAUCGGGUUCCUUUUGGCCUUCAUGAAAAUGGGUACAUCCAUGGUCGAUAUAGACGACACGCACCACCCACUCACACCCAAGACCGAGUUCAAUGUCGAAACCAGUCCCAGCUCCACAGACAGAAACCCUAAUCAGGGGCCGGAGAUGCUGGAGCCUUCACCCGAAAAUCCACCCAGAGAUGAGGAAUCGCAACAUUCACGACCAAAACACGACAUGUCCUUCAGUAAAAAGAUAAUUAAAAUAGGCGUUGGGUCAUUAUGUGCCGUUCUUCUCUUUCUCAUGGUUUUACUUGGGAUUCUGCUGUUAGCGUUCAUGAUUGCUUAUGUUGUGGCGAGACUGUUCAUCGUUGUGGAGAUGUUUAGGACGUUGGCGUUUCUUCCACAAGGGGCUUAUGUUGCUACUUGGGCAUCGGAUAUUCCUAAUGUUGGUUGAGAGAGAUUUGUCGGUCUGUCUCUACUUGUUUCCCUUGAUGAUGUGGU